UUUAAGGAAACAGAAAUUCCACCAAAGGAGACAGAAAAAUCAAAAAUUAAACGCCUAUACAGAUUAUUAGAGAUUUGGAUAGAAUUUGGACGCAUCAAACUUCUUCAAGGUUAUCAUCCAAAUGACAUAGAAAAAGAGUGGGGGAAACUCAUUAUUGCCAUGCUUGAGAGGGAGAAGGCACUUCGUCCAGAAGUAGAAAGUUAUAAGGACUAUUUGGAAAGUGUCUUUUAUAUUAUACCUUUUCCUUUUUGUUUUCUUUUCAGGGUUGCAAAACUGCGUGAUGAAAUUAUGGCCUUAAGGAAUGAAUGUUCUUCAGUGUACAGCAAAGGACGCAUGCUGACAACAGAACAGACGAAGCUCAUGAUGUCAGGAAUCUCCCAAAGUUUAAACUCAGGAUUUGCACACACCUUAAACCCCUGUCUGAACUCAGGGCUGACCCAGAGUUUAACACCUUCCCUGACCUCUUCUAGUGUGACUUCUGGCCUGUCAUCAGGGAUGACUUCCCGCUUAACUCCAUCUGUCACUCCGGCUUAUACACCUGGUUUCCCAUCGGGAUUAGCUCCAAAUUUCAGUUCAGGAGUAGAACCAAAUUCAUUGCAAACCCUGAAAUUGAUGCAGAUUCGAAAACCCCUUCUAAAGUCGUCUUUGCUGGAUCAGAAUUUAACAGAAGAGGAAAUCAACAUGAAAUUUGUGCAGGACCUUUUGAAUUGGGUUGAUGAGAUGCAGGUACAACUGGACCGCACUGAAUGGGGCUCAGAUUUGCCAAGUGUUGAAAGCCAUUUAGAAAAUCACAAAAAUGUUCACCGAGCUAUUGAAGAAUUUGAAUCUAGCCUUAAAGAAGCUAAAAUCAGUGAGAUUCAAAUGACAGCACCUCUUAAACUAACUUAUGCAGAAAAGUUGCACCGAUUAGAGAGUCAGUAUGCAAAACUUUUG
Galeopterus variegatus (Sunda flying lemur) is the source of this 933-nucleotide messenger RNA. Its product is annotated as dystonin-like. The transcript has 6 exons. Lineage: Eukaryota; Metazoa; Chordata; Mammalia; Dermoptera; Cynocephalidae. The record is from RefSeq and is a predicted model, not a curated record. Gene Ontology annotation, biological process: hemidesmosome assembly; intermediate filament cytoskeleton organization; wound healing. Gene Ontology annotation, cellular component: focal adhesion; membrane; cytoplasm. The annotation marks the transcript as partial. Gene Ontology annotation, molecular function: microtubule binding; structural molecule activity.